Heterobilharzia americana is the source of this 1339-nucleotide messenger RNA. NCBI's taxonomy places the organism in Eukaryota, Metazoa, Platyhelminthes, Trematoda, Strigeidida, Schistosomatidae. The record is from the annotation of a GenBank genome assembly.
GUAGUCUCCGUAAAGUACUGGUUCUGUCGUCGAGUAUUUAACUUCUGGAACCAACUCCCAGAACAAGUGGUGUUUGCAUCAUCGAUUAAUUCGUUCAAAAGAGGACCGGACAAGCACAACGGUCAACUGGGGAAAGAUCAAUAUAGUCUCACGGCCGUCUGUCCUCAAACAACAAAUCUGAAUCUGUCUUGUACGUUUUAUUCGAGCCGCGUUACGCUUCUAGCGAGCUAUGAAUAUCGAAGAGGAUAAGUGUGAUACUAUUUGCGUUGAUGGCAGUUUUAUGGAGGGUGGUGGACAGAUUCUGCGUAGUGCCGUCUCACUUGCAGCAAUAACUGGCAAACCUGUGGAGGUCCAGAAUAUACGAGCUGGUCGGUCGAACCCGGGUCUUAGCAACCAACACUUAGCUGGACUUGAGCUCUCCGCAAAGUUGUGCUCAGGUGCUUUAUCGUCCUGUACUCUUGGGUCGACGAAGAUGCGUUUAAUUCCUGGUCCUAUUAUUUCUGGCUGUUAUGAGGCUGACGCCAAGACUGCAGGAUCAGUGUCAUUAAUGCUACAAGCUGUAGCACCGAUUCUAGCUUUUGCUCCUAGUCAUAGCGAACUUUUGCUACGUGGUGGUACUGAUGCAUCUUUCGCACCUCCUAUAGACUAUAUGGUUCAGGUGGCAUCCCACUACUUUAAGAAAAUGGGUUUGAGUUACGAUUUGGAGGUGAUAAGAAGGGGGUUUUAUCCAUUAGGUGGAGGCAUUGUGAAGGUCUCAACUUCACCAGUCCAAGAUUCACUUACCCCUAUCUCUCUUCUGGACCCAGGAAGCGUCAAAUUAUUGUUUGGUUAUACGUUUGUGGCAGGGAGAGUUCCAGUGAAGGUUGCCCAUGAAAUGAAAGAUGAGGCAUCACGUUGUCUCCGGGAGUUAUUCCCUUCAUGUCCUAUAAAUAUUGACUCAUUUCGAGAAAGUGAUAAUCGCUGCCAGGGUAAUGUUGCCACAUUUAUGUUCGUCAUGCAGACUUCAACGGAUUGCCUUUUGGCAGUUUCCGGAAUUAGCAGUCCUCGAGGUCCUCAUCACAGACAAUUAGUUUCUGAAGCUUGUCAGUCGAUUUAUAACUAUGCGAAGAUUGGGGCAUGCUGUGAUGAUCAUAUGCAAGACCAGCUGAUACUUCCAAUGUCAUUGGCCAAAGGAAAAUCGCAGAUACGGAUUGGACCACUCACGAUGCAUACGAAGACUUGUAUAUAUGUCGCAGAACUUAUGCUAGGUAUCAAAUUCGAAAUUACAGAGUUAAACGAUGGGUGUUCAAUCGUAUCGUGCAAUGGUAUCGGAUAUUCUCGAAAAGUGCGUAAAAUGUGA